Phodopus roborovskii (desert hamster) is the source of this 753-nucleotide messenger RNA. RefSeq names its product FUN14 domain-containing protein 2. Gene Ontology annotation, biological process: autophagy of mitochondrion. Gene Ontology annotation, cellular component: mitochondrial outer membrane. NCBI's taxonomy places the organism in Eukaryota, Metazoa, Chordata, Mammalia, Rodentia, Cricetidae. The transcript has 2 exons. The coding region runs from base 67 to 612 and encodes 181 amino acids. The record is from RefSeq and is a predicted model, not a curated record.
CCUGCCCUCUUUCGCCGCGGCCGUGGGAAUGGAUACACCUGCCCACGUGCGGAAAGCCAGGUGGCAAUGACAACGACCACUACCACCAUAACCGCGGUACGUUCCAUCUCCUGCCCUGCUGACCCUCAGCGCUUGUCCUCUCGCAACCAGCUCACAGGAAUGGCCACAAGCAGUCAAGGGCAUUUUGACGCUUAUGAGGCACUGGAUCUUACAGAAUUUGCCAAAAACCAGCCUUGGUGGCGCAAGCUUUUCGGGCAGGAAACGCGGCCUUCAGGCGAGAAGUACAGCGUGGCAACUCAGCUCCUGAUCGGUGGUGUCACCGGCUGGUGCACUGGCUUCAUAUUCCAGAAAGUUGGGAAGCUGGCUGCCACAGCGGUGGGAGGGGGCUUUUUUCUCCUUCAGCUGGCAAAUCAUACUGGCUACAUCAAAGUUGACUGGAAGCGAGUAGAGAAGGACAUGAAAAAGGCCAAGGAGCAACUGAAAAUUCGGAAGAGCAACCAACUACCAAAUGAGGUUAAGAGCAAAGCUGAGGAGUUGGUGUCCUUUGUGAAGAAGAAUGUUUUAGUGACUGGAGGAUUUUUUGGAGGCUUUCUGCUCGGUAUGGCAUCCUAAGGGAUUAGUUUGCAAUAACCCAUCUAGUUGGGUUCUCUACUUCAGGGCCUCGUCUACUUCAAUCAAACGUCAGCUGGAUGAAAUUUUCUUCUAGAAGCUUCAAGGAGAAGAAUUUGCUUUCGGGCUCUUAGGUUUUGGGGU